Molecule: messenger RNA, 3533 nt
Organism: Papilio xuthus (Asian swallowtail)
Lineage: Eukaryota; Metazoa; Arthropoda; Insecta; Lepidoptera; Papilionidae
Gene: Opa1
Product: Opa1 mitochondrial dynamin like GTPase
Exons: 22
Coding region: 276-3218 (980 amino acids)
Biological process (GO): mitochondrial fission; intracellular distribution of mitochondria; endocytosis
Cellular component (GO): mitochondrial intermembrane space; cytoplasm; mitochondrial membrane
Molecular function (GO): GTPase activity; microtubule binding; GTP binding
Source: RefSeq, a predicted model, not a curated record
CCUAUGUAUUUGCAGCCCGAAACCUGUCAAAUUUUCAAAAUAUGAAGUGACUUACAUUAAUUCUUUAGUUGAUUGUGUAACUAUAUUUCGAUAAAAACAUAUUCAUAUACAUUCGCUUAUAAUUAAUAGUUAUAGAACUAUUUAUGUGAUUUCUAUUUGUUUACGCCGGUGGAGGUUAUGAAAUAAAAAUAUUUUAUAAAACCUAUUGGUUAUUAUGUUUUAAGAUAUAACUACUCCAUCAAGUAUUUACAGCUACAGAAAGUUUAAUAUUCAUAAUGUCGAGAAUACUACAUAAUCGCCUCAGAUCAUCCCUAAAAAAAUCAACAGCUUGGUCAUGUUUUGACAAACGGGCUGUUGCCUUCUCAAUAUGGACUGGAAAGAGCAUGCUGUUGUAUAAACCUAUUGAUCCAAUUCAUAUUCCAAGACGGAAGUAUGGUAUGCUGAUUGCCAGAGCUGUGCGAGGAGUUCUGAAGAUCAGAUACCUUGUAUUGGGAGGGGCAGUGGGUGGAGGGAUGACAUUAAAUAAGAAAUAUUCAGAAUGGAAAGAUGGUCUUCCCGAUAUGGGCUGGUUGAAUGAUCUUCUUCCUGAUAAUGAUCAAUGGAACCGAUUUACAACGACAUUACUCGAUGCUAAAGAUCGAAUUAGUGAUCAAUUUCAAAUAGGUCGCGAGCUGACGCUGACGCUGACGCUGGCCGCAGAUCCGAGGCUGCGCGAGGCGGGCGUGGAGCGCGCGGCCGAGCUGCGGGCCUGGCUGGCGCAGCGCUACGAGGACGCGGUCGCCGCAGCUGCUGCCAACAACACCGAGCCGGCACCACAGAAGAUACAGAACAAUCUGCAGAGCAGACCUGUGCCCAGUUCCAUACCCGCGAGAGGCUCUGCUGAAGACACGGCAGCUUAUGAGAAGCGAGUGCACGCGCUGCAGGAGGAGGUGCUGGCGCUACAGGCGCGUUACCAGCGAGAGCUGCAGCGUCUGGAGCAGGAGAACAGGGAGCUGCGCCAGCAGAACAUGCUGCUGCGGCAGGGCCGCCAGCCUCCUCCCAGGAAAUUGAAGCGGUCUCUGAUAGACAUGUACUCAGCGGUGCUGGACGAGCUGUCAGGCUGGGAGUCGGGCGAGGCCGGCAGACUGCCGCGUGUCGUGGUGGUGGGAGACCAGUCUGCAGGGAAGACCUCAGUGCUGGAGAUGAUCGCGCAGGCCAGGAUAUUCCCCAGGGGCGCGGGCGAGAUGUGUACUAGAGCUCCAGUAAAAGUGACAUUGUCAGAGGGUCCGUACCACGUGGCGCAGUUCCGCGACUCCUCCAGAGAGUUUGACCUCAACAAGGAAUCAGAUCUGGCAGAUUUACGCAAGGAGGUGGAGCUGCGCAUGCGCAACAGUGUGCGCGGCGGACGCACCGUGUCCAGUGACGUGAUCGCCAUGUCGGUGCGCGGGCCCGGCCUGCCGCGCAUGGUGCUCGUCGACCUGCCCGGCGUCAUCUCUACGCAGACAGUGGACAUGGCGGCGGACACGCGGGACGCCAUCAAGCAGAUGACGAGGACCUACAUGGACAACCCCAAUGCCAUCAUACUCUGCAUACAGGAUGGAUCAGUGGACGCGGAGCGCAGCAAUGUGACGGACCUGGUGUCCUCCUGCGACCCUCAGGGCAAGAGGACCAUAUUCGUCCUCACCAAGGUCGACCUGGCUGAGGAGAACCUCGCCAACCCUAACAGAAUCCGUCGCAUCCUAGAAGGCAAGUUGUUCCCGAUGAAAGCCCUAGGUUACUACGCGGUGGUGACGGGUCGCAGCCGCAAGGACGAUUCCAUACAGAGCAUACGAGAGUACGAGGAGAGGUUCUUCCGAUCAUCCAAACUCUUCAAGGACGGCCUGGUGACACCAUCCCAGGUGACGACGCGCAACCUGUCGCUGGCGGUGGCGGAGUGCUUCUGGCGCAUGGUGAGGGCAACAGUGGAGCAGCAGGCGGACGCGUUCAAAGCUAUGCGCUUCAACCUCGAGACUGAGUGGAAGAAUACAUUCCCCAGACAGCGCGAGCUGGACCGGGACGAGCUGUUCGAGCGUGCGCGCGCCGAGCUGCUGGACCAGUCUGCGGAGGUGUCGGCGGUGGCGGCGGCCGCCUGGGAGCGCCGGCUGCAGGACGCGCUCUGGUCCGCCGCCAAGGACCGCGUCUUCGCAGGCAUAUACCUGCCCGCAGCUGCGCAGGCGCAUGACGACGUCGCGCUCCCCGUGAUGCAGGUGAAGUACAAACACAAAGCUGCCGGUGACGUCAUGCUCGCCGAAGUCGACCCGUACGAUUUCGACUUUAACAAGUUCAACACCGUGGUGGACAUAAAGUUGCGCGAGUGGGCGGAGCGCGAGCUGCCCACACAGUCAGUGUUGGCGGGGCGAGAGGCGCUGCGCGAGGAAUUCUCCGCUCUAAUGGCGCGUGCGCAGGACUCAGACCCCGUGUAUGAACCCGUCAAGAAAGAGGCGGUGGAGGAGGCCCUUAGGCGGCACACAUGGGAGGAGCGCGCGCAGGACGUGUUGCGCGUGCUGCAGCUGAACGCGCUACAAGACCGGUGCGUGGCAUCGCGCGCAGACUGGGACGCUGCUGUAUCACUCAUGGAGACAGCAUUGAAGGAGAAGCUCAGUGCUGUCGAUGAAGAAUUGAAAUCACUUACAGGACCUGGUCUCCGUGAGAAGUGGCUGUAUUGGCAGUCGACUUCAGAAGAGCAGAAGCGUCGCGGCGAGGUGCGCGCGGAGCUGGAGCGGUUGGGCUCGAGCCGGCCCACUCUAGCGCACGACGAGGUGGUCGCUGUGAGGGACAACCUGCGUCGCCGCGGUGUUGAAGUUGAUAAUGAUUAUAUACGUGAGACAUGGAAACCUGUAUAUCUAAAACAUUUCCUGGAGCGUGCGCAGACGCGAGCACGUGAUUGUAAGAAGAGCUUCUAUUUAUACAGUCAACAGAACGGCACAGGGAAGGAGUGCUGCGAGGUGGUGAUGUUCUGGCGCGUGUCGGCCACAUUGCGGACGACGGCCAAUGCGCUGCGUCAGCAGAUCGGCAACCGCGAGGCCGCCAGGCUCGACAGGGACCUCAGAGAAGUACUCGACGAGAUGGCGGGAGAUCCAGAGCUGAAGCAGAAACUGUUGUCCGGCAGACGAGUGGAGCUGGCUGAGGAACUCAAGCGAGUGAGACAGGUGCAGGAGAAGUUAGAAGAAUUCAUCGAGGCUCUGAACAAAGAGAAGUAGUCACUUGUAUAUAUGUAGUUGUAUGAUGUAUUGAUGACCUGCGCGAUACAAACACCUCUCCUCUCAUACACUCUCUCACACACACACAUACAUACAUACAGUUUAACGUAGAAUUCCACUGAUGUGAACAUUUAUUACAAGGUACCUCAUUGUAUAGUCAUCUCUGUUUUGUUAAACAGAGUGAAAGAGAUGACUAUAUGUAUAUAAGUGUCAGUACAAUGAAGUUCUGUAUUGAGAUGUUUUCUACUAAAAUAAAUUAUUUCUAUAUAUUUUAUAUAUAAAAUGAUUACAUAGAUUUCUAAUUAAAUUGUACCA